UCAGUUCAAAAAAAGUGUUUAAAAAAACAAUGCUUAAUUGAACCGUUUAAUAAAUUGCUAUAAUUGCAAGAAAAUGAGCACCUGUCACAUUUUGCGCGGAUGUGUGGUUGAACGCAUUGCUCGCGAGGGACAAUGACAUGUUGAACUCUGGAGCUCUCAACCAAUCAGAACGCGUCAACAUUUAAAGGGCUAUUAAGAGACAGGCUAAACGGCAGAGCGCAAAGCCUACAUCUCAUUUCUCUCGUAUUCACUCGCUUGCGAAAACGUAAAUGUGUUACUACAUGGCUUUCUUAAAGACAGGAUUGGAAUGAUACUUUUACACAGUCGAUAACAGGGCAUGUGUGCUUUUGUGGAUCUGCUGCACUUGUUGCACUGAGGCGAACGGGCUGAAUCUAACGGACUGAGAGAUAUUCACCGUUACGGGUCAAACCGAAAGGUCUUCGGCGCGUUUUCAUUUCGCAGAUCUGUUUCUUCAAAAACACUAAAUCGUGCCCAUGAUGCCAGUGUUAGUGAGUCCCGAGAUAGCGACUAAAUUCAAGGAGAAAUGGAUGAUGCUUCAUCCGGAGGACCAGGACAAUGUCAGCGGCUCUGUUCACUUUGACGACAGUCUCACCAGUCUGCACUGGCUGCAGAACUUCUCCAUCCUCAGUGCCAAUCCUGAGCGAACUCCCAGCUCCGGCUGCCAUCCGCAACACCUCUUCUACAACAAAAACCAGCAGGGGGGCACCGACUCGCCCUCCAGCCCACCUGCUGGAGAUACCGCCGCCACAGGGAUGCCACAAACACCUGGGAAUCCCACAACGUCCUGCAGCAGUUUGGCAAAUUCAUACGCGCACCAGCAAGCGGGACACUACAUAACGGCGCAAACAAAUCUGUCAGAGGAAAUAGACUAUAAAACAAACCGCCAUGUGAAGCCUCCCUAUUCAUAUGCCACUCUGAUUUGCAUGGCGAUGCAAGCUAGUAACAAAACCAAAAUCACUCUGUCAGCCAUAUACAGCUGGAUCACGGAGAAUUUCUGUUAUUACAGAUACGCGGAGCCAAGUUGGCAGAAUUCAAUCCGCCAUAACUUGUCCCUGAACAAGUGCUUCAUGAAAGUGCCCAGGCAGAAAGACGAGCCAGGAAAAGGAGGCUUUUGGCAAAUCGACCCGCAGUAUGCUGACAUGUUUGUCAAUGGCGUUUUCAAACGCCGCCGAAUGCCUGCCACAAACUUCAAUACCCAAAGACAGAGCAAAAUGUUAUCCUCUCCCAGCUCUUCAUACGGCUCUCAGUGCAAUCAGACUGGCCAACAAAUGGGAAUGGUCCACUUCCAAGGACCUGUCCCAGGAAACAAACGCAAGCAAGUCUUCCCCAAACGAGGCAGCAAGCUGGCCAGAGUCUCCAAGAGCCCUCUGUUAACCACCGACAUCAAAACUUCAGACAUAUUGAGAGGAGAUUUUGACCUGGCAUCUGUUUUUGACGAUGUGCUAAGUGGGAAUGACAGCACGUUUGAGGAUUUGGAUAUCAACACAGCACUGAGCUCGCUGGGAUGCGAGAUGGAGCUAUCUUCACAGAACCAGCACGGGCCUGGCUACAGAAAUGAGGACGAACAGGCUUGUGCUUACCUAGAGGCGAACGGCAUGAUGGGAUGCAACAUGGAGGACUUUCACCAACAGCACCACCAGCAGGUACAGGUCCACCCGCAAUAUUACGAGGGAAUGUUCACAGAUCAGGUCCACCAGCAUCAGCAGCACCCUUGGGAGAUUAAAGAGGAAGUCCAAGCCAUCCCACUUACCUUAGAUCAUGGCUAUGGGCUUUGUGAGGGAUUCUUCUCUGAGAUGCAACUCUGGGAAAGAGCAGAGUCAUAUCUGUGAACAUGUCUGAAUACAUAUGCACUGUCUUUGCUCGUCUGAAGACCUGUUGACUUUUGUUUUGCUACAUUAGCAUGAAGAAUUACUGAGGAUGUGAGAGGUUAUAUGUAAUUAUUCUUUGUACUUCUUUUGCAUUUUGUAAGAACAUAUACUGAUUCAUUUAUAAUUACUCUUGAUCUUUGAAUUCUUGAUUUUUUAUUAUUAUUUUUUUUUUUUUUUUGUUGGAAAUUUUCUUAAGAUGGAUAAAUAUUGUUGUGGGACAAAUGUAGUUAUUUAGGAUAUUGACAUUUUGUUCCUUGUUGAUUAAUCAAUCUAAUAUAUCAAUUUUAGUUUACUUGAUAUUUUAGGCAAUGUCAUGCUUUAUAUAAUUCUAACAAAAAAAUAAAUAAAAAAUAUAAAUCACAUAUUUGAGAGAAAAGGGAUGCAACAAGCCAAAGUGCUUCACUAAAAUCACUUCCAGAGACAAAAUAACUCAGCACAAGCACUUUGAAACAUUAGCUCAGUUUGUUGCCCAGUGAUUUAGACUCAUAAUUUAUUUUCUCCCUUUUAUGAUAAUCUCAAAGUGUCCCACAAGUGCUCUCCUACAUUUCAAAAUGUAAUGCAUUAGUCUCAGAUUUAGCAUGAAUUGUGGGUGGCAGUCUUACAAGGCAAUGACUGUUCUAGAAGUAUACUUGUAUCGAUUCUUUAAGAAAUGGAUUAAACAUGCAACGUGAAACAAAAUAGAUUCUGUACUUGAAUAAAAAGAUCAAUCUGUA
Molecule: messenger RNA, 2602 nt
Organism: Cyprinus carpio (common carp)
Lineage: Eukaryota; Metazoa; Chordata; Actinopteri; Cypriniformes; Cyprinidae
Gene: foxj1b
Product: forkhead box J1b
Biological process (GO): regulation of DNA-templated transcription
Molecular function (GO): sequence-specific DNA binding; DNA-binding transcription factor activity
Source: RefSeq, a predicted model, not a curated record